Molecule: messenger RNA, 1143 nt
Organism: Tripterygium wilfordii
Lineage: Eukaryota; Viridiplantae; Streptophyta; Magnoliopsida; Celastrales; Celastraceae
Product: O-fucosyltransferase 13-like
Exons: 1
Coding region: 241-930 (229 amino acids)
Cellular component (GO): cytoplasm
Source: RefSeq, a predicted model, not a curated record
UGAAUUGGACAAGAACUUGAUCUUUGAAAUAUAUGGGCCGACGUACUGUGGCCCAACCCAUUCACUAUCUCACCGACAUUGACAACCGACGAUCCAAUCCGAUCUGCUCGCAUGUCAACGAGAUCAAAUCCAACUCUCAUUGAACCAAACCUCCAUGCAUCGACUCCAUAGCUAUACAUAGUACAUUCAGUCUAUACAUAUACAUCAAUAAUUAACCAAAUCCAAAAGCAAUUACUUCAAAUGAUCGUGGUUUAUGUGAAACCCUUAUUCGUUGCAAUCUUCACGCUCUCCUCGUUCUUGCUAUCGUUUUCCUCUUUCCUUCCAAUCCACUUUCUCAAGAUUUGGUUUCUUCCAAUUCACUCGUGUAAGUUUCUUUCUCCUGCCUCCAUGGAAGCUACUGAAGCUGCACGAGGAGAUGAUAGAAAACCAUGGACUGGUGAGUUAGCCCGCGUAUGGAGAAAACGAGGGAAAUGUCCUCUUACUCCUAAUGAGACAGCCCCAAUACUUCAGGCACUUUCUAUCCCUACAAACACACAUAUAUAUCUUGCUGCGGGGGAUGGUCUAAUGGAAAUUGAAGGACUAACAUCAGUUUACACGAAUGUAGUCACCAAAGCUGCCCUACUUAGUAAUGAGGAUUUCACUAUUAUGCAUGGCAACACAAAAGCUGCCAUGGAUUAUUAUGCAUCUAUCAACAGCGAUUCGUAUAUGGCUAGUUAUUUUGGAAACAUGGAAAAGAGGGUUGCAGCUAUGAGAGCCUCGAAGGGGUUGUAUAAUACUCUAUUUUUGAGCCGAAAAGCUUUUGUGGAGCUUACUUUUCAAGGUUUAAAAGGAGAGGAGUUGAUACAUACAUUGUGGGAAGCUCACAAAGAAGAUUUCCAAAGAGGAAGAGGUUCUGCCUUGCCUGACUGCUUCUGCGAAUUCAAAUUGUAACAAAAUAUCCAAGAAUGAUCUUUGUAGCUACCACACUAUUAGCUUUCAAAGAGAUUCCCUACAUCUUUGAUCAUUCAUGCUUCCUAAAAGGCAGUGUACGUAAUAUCGGAAAUUGCUUAAUAUGGAAUGAAAGAAACAUUUGUAGUGAUAAGCCGCGGAUGACCAUUCCGCGGAAGAACAUUUGUAAUGAAGGUUUAUCCGCAAUUUCUCGUG